Phyllostomus discolor (pale spear-nosed bat) is the source of this 760-nucleotide messenger RNA. RefSeq names its product proteasome 26S subunit, non-ATPase 10 (gene PSMD10). The transcript is spliced from 5 exons. The record is from RefSeq and is a predicted model, not a curated record. Gene Ontology annotation, cellular component: nucleus; cytoplasm. Gene Ontology annotation, molecular function: protein binding. NCBI's taxonomy places the organism in Eukaryota, Metazoa, Chordata, Mammalia, Chiroptera, Phyllostomidae. Bases 65 to 745 code for a protein of 226 amino acids.
UGGCAGUUGGAGCCGGCUACGGGAGGUCGUUGGUCUUGCUGCACGGAGAUUCUUGGAAAGCGAGAUGGAAGGGUUUGUGUCUAACUUAAUGGUCUGCAAUCUGGCCUACAGCGGAAAGCUGGAGGAGUUGAAAAAGGAGAUCCUGGGCGAUAAAUCCCUGGCUACUAGAACUGACCAGGACAGCAGAACUGCAUUGCAUUGGGCAUGCUCAGCUGGACAUACAGAGAUUGUUGAAUUCUUGCUGCAACUUGGUGUGCCAGUGAAUGAUAAAGAUGAUGCGGGUUGGUCUCCUCUUCAUAUCGCUGCUUCUGCUGGCCGGGAUGAGAUUGUAAAAGCCCUUCUGGGAAGAGGUGCUCAAGUGAAUGCUGUUAAUCAAAAUGGCUGUACUCCCCUACAUUAUGCAGCUUCCAAAAACAGGCAUGAGAUUGCUGUCAUGUUACUAGAAGGCGGGGCUAAUCCAGAUGCUAAGGACCAUUAUGAGGCUACAGCAAUGCACCGGGCCGCAGCCAAGGGUAACUUGAAGAUGAUUCAUAUUCUUCUGUACUACAAAGCAUCCACAAACAUCCAAGACACUGAGGGUAACACUCCUCUACACUUAGCCUGUGAUGAGGAGAGAGUGGAAGAAGCAAAACUGCUGGUGUCCCAAGGAGCAAGUAUUUACAUUGAGAAUAAAGAAGAAAAGACACCCCUGCAAGUGGCCAAAGGUGGUCUGGGUUUAGCACUCAAGGGAAUGGUGGAAGGUUAAGCAGCUUGGAUUUAU